AUGAUGAGUGAUGAGAUUACUUACACAACUGUGAGAUUCCAUAAGUCUUCAGACUUGCAGAACAGAGGAAGGGCUGAUGAGACCCAAGGGCCCAGAGAAGCUGGUCAUAGAGAAUCUUCAGUCCCUUGGCACUUCAUUGUGAUACCUCUGGGAAUCCUUUGUUCCGUUCUGCUGGUGACAGUUGCAGUGUUGGUGACACACAUUUUUCAGUAUAGUCAAGAAAAACACAAACUACAGAAAAAUCUAAACAACCACAAUCAGAGAUACAUCACCAUGCAAACUAACAGCUGCUUAAAUGAAACUUUGAGAAAUAAGUCUAGAGAGGAUUUCAAACAUCAAAAGGAACCAAAUUCCCUCGACAGAAAACAGAACAGAUGCUGUGCGAAAACUAAGGUCAUUUUAGAUUGCAUACAGAGUACAGGAAAACCUGUUGAAGGACAUUUGUUCUGCUAUGGCAUAAAGUGUUAUUAUUUCAUCAUGGAUGAUAAACACUGGAGUGGAUGUGAACACACCUGCCAGGACUGCAGCUUAUCCCUUUUGAAGAUAGAUGAUGAUGAUGAACUGAAGUUCUUACAGUCCCAGGUUACUACAAACGGAUACUGGACUGGAUUAAAAUAUAAUGGAAGCAAAGGAGAAUGGCAAUGGAUUGGCAAUGUCCCAUCUAACCUUAAUUUGACAACAGUGAAAGUAUUAAAGGAAAGUGGAGCCUGUGCAUAUCUCAGUUUUGGAGGAAUACAUGAAGACGACUGUGGUAGAAAACACCCUUGUAUCUGUGAAAAGAGAAUGAAUAAAUUCCCUGUUUCCAUGUACAGUGUGAAGGAGAAGUAA
Molecule: messenger RNA, 828 nt
Organism: Onychomys torridus (southern grasshopper mouse)
Lineage: Eukaryota; Metazoa; Chordata; Mammalia; Rodentia; Cricetidae
Product: killer cell lectin-like receptor 2
Exons: 6
Coding region: 1-828 (275 amino acids)
Source: RefSeq, a predicted model, not a curated record